AAGGAGAGAGAAACAGUAACUCUCAGAGGUCACUGUGGAGAGGAGAGAACAGGGCACAAAGAGUGUUUGUGCCUCUGAAAAGAAGAGUUUGUGUCAGAGGGAGUGUCUGUCUCACUCAUCGAAUCAGGAUGUUUGUUCUCAUCUGGGCAACUCUGCUUUUCUCUGUGAGAAGCAAUGCUGACACAGGUGCAGUUUGGAGAAGACCAUUCUGUGACAGAGGAUACUGUAUCACUCUUAGUAAAGGAGAAAUAACAGCAGAGGCCGGACUCUGUGUUGUGAUACCGUGUCUUUUCACCACUGGAUAUGGCUUUAUACCCCAACAUAUAGUAUGGUACAAAUGUGAACCAUCUAAACCAAAAUGUGGUGAUUCAGACAUUAUAUUUAACACCAACAGAAAUAACGAAGUUCAGUCUGGGUUCAAAGGACGAGUGUCACUGUUGGAGCCUGAUGUGACUCAGGGGAACUGCAGCAUCAUCGUCAAUGACCUCACGGAGUUUGACUCUGGAUCAUAUCAACUCAGAGUAAAUGGUUUCCUGUAUGGGAGGGAAGUUGGAUAUACAUUCUAUACAAGAGCAAGAGUCUCUGUUAAAGGUCUGACCCAGAGGCCCACAGUGAUGAUUCCUCCUCUGACAGAGGGACAGCAGACCACACUGACCUGCACUGCUCCUGGUCUCUGCUCUGGAUCUGUUCCUGAAAUCACCUGGAUGUGGGGAGGAGCAGGAGAGAACAUCUCUCGCAUCACAGGAAACAUCACUGCUUUCAUGACUGAGGAUCUGACUGCUGUCACUCAGAGACACAGCUCAACUUUGACCUUGAACCCUUCAGCUAAACACCACGGCACCAAUGUCACCUGUAAGGUCAGCUUCACAAACAACAUCACAACAGAGGAGACAGUGACUCUGAACGUGACCUAUGUGAAGGAAGUUAAAAUCACUGGGAAUACAAGUGUGAAGGAGGGUGAGGCUCUGAGUCUGAUCUGCAGUGUUGAAAGUUUCCCUCCAGCUCUCAUUACAUGGACUAAAUAUUCUGAUGAAAUGCAAAAUAAAACAGAAACCAUUCUGCAGAACGACACUGUUACUGACCUGCGGAACGACACUGUUACUGACCUGCAGAACGACACUGUUACUGACCUGCAGAACGACACUGUUACUGACCUGCAGAACGACACUGAGACCUUCCUGAAAAAAAGUGGAAUGGACAUCUUUUCCAUCCUUAACGUGACAACAGCAGAUUCUGGACUGUACAUCUGCACAGCAAAACAUCUGAACAACACCCUGAUGGGAAAAGUGAAUGUCACAGUGAUAUGUCUGACCCAGAGGCCCACAGUGAUGAUUCCUCCUCUGACAGAGGGACAGCAGACCACACUGACCUGCACUGCUCCUGGUCUCUGCUCUGGAUCUGUUCCUGAAAUCACCUGGAUGUGGGGAGGAGCAGGAGAGACGGACUCUCACAUCACAGGAAACAUCACUGCUUUCAAGACUGAGGAUCUGACUGCUGUCACUCAGAGACACAGCUCAACUUUGACCUUUAACCUUUCAGCCGAACACCAUGGCACUGAUAUCACCUGUAAGGUCAGCUUCACAAACAACAUCACAACAGAGGAGAUGGUGACUCUGAACGUGACCUUGUAUCCAAAAAUCCUAAAUAGCUCUAAGUGUGAGCUUCAGUCGGUGGUUCUGACCUGUGUGUGUAUCAGUGAGGGGUUUCCUUUACCCACAAUCAGAUGGCCGCUGUUGAAGAACCAAGCAGAGUACUCUGUUACGACCACUGUGUCAAACCACACAGUCAACAGCACCCUCACCCUAACUGUAAAAGAACACAGCAACACUGCUGUUGAGUGUGUGAGCAGCAGUGAAGUUGGGGAAGCAAAGGCAAACCUCAUCAUCGUGACUUCAGAGAGGCGAGAAGAUGAACAUGGACCAUGUGCAGUGCUUCUCUGGACUGUCGUCGCUGUUGUAUCUCUCAUUGUGAAUGUCCUCUGCAUAAUCCUCUUGAUGUUCCUUUGGAUCACAAGAAAAAAGGUGAAACCAAACCAAGAGGACAGAACGUACAUGUCACUGAAGAAAACAGACCCAUCACCAGAGUAUGAUGUGAUUGUCCAACCUCUGAGCUAACAAGUGUCAGCUUCCCCUGAGUGAAGGAGAAGACAGCAAGUCCAUACUUCCAUUCAACAUGUGUCAUCAUUUAUAUAUAUAUAUAUAUAUAUAUACAACAUUUUUUUGUGUUAUUUGAAUAUAAUUUUAACUGAAAUUUAGAAUUAUACAAUAAUUUUCAAUUCAUGACACCCAGUUGACAUUUCGCUAAGCCCCGCCCCUUUGUGAUGGUCCAACAAGCUGUCGCAGUGAGCAUGGAGCCCACACUGUAACUAACUGCACUCCCUGAUAAAUAUUAUCAUAUUUUUGGAAAAAUGAAACAGUGAUUCCAGAGAGAAGCAGACAGAGGGGUCUACAGUCUGUGUUUGAAGGAUAUAUCCAGGAUGUCAAACUGACUCAGCAGCAACAACAGGUUAAAAAGACAAAGAUAGUUAGAAGCUAAAGCCGAACUAUAGGCUACAGAUCACAGUGUAAAAGUGAACCACCACAUCACUGCUGAUCGCCACAGAAGACAAUGAAUAUAAAGGGAUACACAGCUGAUAAUGAACCAGCUGUGUGGCAUCACAGUGUGUGCAGAUGAACAGGGUUUGGCUUCGUCCCGUGCCGCUGCCAGCACCCAGACCUCCCCCACCAGAAGGGCAAGGAGCGGGACUUCGCGAAAGGUCACUUGUGAUGGCAACUGUAUUUUUACUAAUAUGUCUGUGAUGCAUUCUGUAAGGUCGACCUAAAAAGGAAUUAGGAUUAUUUUUGCAGUAUGGUCUUUGUAAUUGAUAAUAAAGGCCACUUUUGAUAUAGAGAUCUCCUUCGCCAUGUAUCACAAACAAUAAAAGGCCUUAUAGCUAUAAUUAUGAAUAUUUGGCCCUAAGAACAUUGAAGUUCAAGAAAAAUCACCCAAGGAAAAGAAACGCAGAAACGACACAUAGAUAAAACGCCCCACUUUUGACAUUCUCAACCUUUAUUUCCGAAACAGUUUCCUCUGGCAGGAAACACAAGCCACAAAACUUAACUUUGGAACAGCACACACAGAAAGUGACACAUCAUGUGACUCUGUCAAGCACAAAGUGUGUUUUAGCUCUUAAUUCCUCUUGUUAAAAAGGUGGACCUGAUGCUACACAGAUAUACUGCCAAAUUAAAUGAAUUUAAAAAAAAAAUGUUUUCUUGAAUUCUGUCAUUAAAACACCACAUGCUGAAUAUGUGCAUGUGUUUUCUGACAGCCAA
Epinephelus moara (kelp grouper) is the source of this 3311-nucleotide messenger RNA. Its product is annotated as cytokine receptor common subunit gamma-like. Gene Ontology annotation, cellular component: external side of plasma membrane. NCBI's taxonomy places the organism in Eukaryota, Metazoa, Chordata, Actinopteri, Perciformes, Serranidae. The coding region runs from base 129 to 2114 and encodes 661 amino acids. Gene Ontology annotation, molecular function: cytokine receptor activity; protein binding. The transcript is spliced from 9 exons. The record is from RefSeq and is a predicted model, not a curated record. Gene Ontology annotation, biological process: cytokine-mediated signaling pathway.